AUGAAGGAUCAGCCUAGGGCAUUAGAAGAAAUGAAUUACAGCUCUGAAGUCAAGGACGCAGGUGGAAUUUUAAAAUCUGGGUCAAUUGGCCAUAAACGUGGAAGUGAGGAAAUCCACCUUCCUGCUGUUUCAGAAAUCGGUGAAGCUGAUGAAAAAACAUUCAACACGUUAAUUGAUAAAAAUGAGGUUAUUAUUGCAUAUCCAGCUGAAGCACUCUUGAAAGUAAAAGUUAUAUCUGUCAUUUUUGACAAUUUACAUGGCUGGAUAAUAAGCUUUCCUUUCUGUUUGUAUUUAAGACUUCUUACAGAAAGGAAUGCUAAAAACAAUCCUCAAAUUGCCUGUUAUUCCACAGCGCUUAUUAUAGUUCAGAAAUUGUUAUGCAGCAUACUCAACAAUAGGAACCCAAUUGUUGUAAAUGAUAGUGAAGAACUGGUUAGCAAUGUGAUCAGCAUUGAGUGUAUAGACCCCAAGCUAAAAAUUCUGUUUCCUGUCAAGAUUACUGUACCAUUCAGCGCACACUUCCAGGGCAAUUAUUGAGAACAUGGUAAAAGAUCUGAUUCCACAUGAUAUUCAAGUUUUAUGAGUCCUAUCUCCUCAGACAUGAUGUACAAUGGACACAAUAAGGGAUCAUGUGCAGAGGUUACGAUACAUAAACUUGGUAUCCUUUCAGUUGUGUCCUGUUUAAGAAAAGAGAUGUUUACCAUACCUAGAAAAAGUUUACCCUUAAAAUUGAGCAUGGAUUCAAGAAAUACACUGAACUAUCUUGCUGACUCAUUCAGCACCCUUAUGACUGUUCAAUCAAAGGCUCAACAAAUUGAUUCAGCACUGUUGUCUGGACUAAAACCAAGACAAGAUAUAUAUCAUCCUAUAAUCAUUACAAGCCCCCCUACUCACAUUAAACAUCUGUCAACCCUACAAUUUAUAGUCCUUUGUUUAUCAUCUUCAGUGGAUAAUAGUUACUUGAUUCCUUUUAUACAUGAACUGGAAGAAGCAAUUUGAUUUACCACAGUUAAUGUUAUUAUGUACCAGAAAAGGGAACCUUUCCACCACAAUGUAGUCCAGAUGGUGCCUUCCAGAGAUUUACAAUGUUAUGAGCAAGGUAUGACACAAGGAUAUCCAUUAAUAUUCCACUCUCAGCAGAAAACCAGGCUGGGGAAGCUUGAUCUGACUGUAGUAGUAGUUGAAGAGUUUGGCAAUUACCUCUCUCCUCACUCUAAGAGGAUGGCAAUAGUAUGCAAGAUGAAUAAAGCAAUCCUGUACGCAAAGUGGCAUUAA
Molecule: messenger RNA, 1275 nt
Organism: Stegostoma tigrinum
Lineage: Eukaryota; Metazoa; Chordata; Chondrichthyes; Orectolobiformes; Stegostomatidae
Gene: dthd1
Product: death domain containing 1
Source: RefSeq, a predicted model, not a curated record